This is a messenger RNA of Planococcus citri (citrus mealybug), 1923 nucleotides long. RefSeq names its product polycomb protein Scm-like. Gene Ontology annotation, molecular function: chromatin binding; histone binding. Gene Ontology annotation, cellular component: nucleus. The coding region runs from base 245 to 1741 and encodes 498 amino acids. The transcript has 9 exons. Lineage: Eukaryota; Metazoa; Arthropoda; Insecta; Hemiptera; Pseudococcidae. The record is from RefSeq and is a predicted model, not a curated record. Gene Ontology annotation, biological process: negative regulation of DNA-templated transcription.
AGAAAUUGCGUUUCGCGUCCGAAAAAAUGCGUCACCUACGGUGUUAUUUUUGUUGUCGUGUUUAAUUAUUUUAUUUAAUUAAUCGUAUUGAUAACGUUGAAGUUUCUUCGUUAUUAAAGAGUGAAUUCGAGUAUUUGAAAAGUGUAUUGACAAAAUUACAUCACAGUUCCAUCACGCCGAAGAAGAAACCUACUCGAGUGAUGCCAAAUUAACUCCAACAAGUAAUGGUAACGUUCUGAUCGAAAUGAAGAUGUCAUCACAAUCAACAAAACUUCGAGGCCGUCCGGCGAAACACAAACCUCGGUGUUUGUGGUGCAACCAACACAAACCGCUGAUAUUCGUGCUUCCUACAUCUACCGGCAAAAAGGAGUUCUGCGGGCAGAAUUGCCUAGCUUCGUUUCGCAAAGCUCACGCUAAAGCAUCUUGUACCGAAUGUGAUAACGCUAUCAGAAGCUCUCCUGUCAAAUGGGAGACACCGAGUAACACUACGAAAGAUUUUUGCUCCAGGGAUUGCUUAGCGAAAUACCAGAAGAAGCUAAUGUUUGCAGAGAAUAGAAAAAGAUGCGGUGACAAAUCACAUUUCGGCGGUGCGAUUUCCAAUAAUCAUGAUCUCCCUCCUAGUCCUACGCAUUACUUGACUACUCAGCAAACGUUCGAUUGGGAAACAUAUUUGAAAGAAACUAAUAGCGAGCCAGCUCCGGCGGAUUGUUUUAAACAAUACCCCGAGCCACCUGAGAAUCUGUUCGAACCGAAUAUGAAACUCGAAGCAUUGGAUCCUCGCAAUGUAACAUCGACUUGUGUAGCGAAUGUGAUCAGCAAAAUUGGACCACGGUUACGUUUAAGACUUGAUGGCGGUGAUAAUAAAAAUGAUUUCUGGAGACUGGUUGAUUCUAGUGAGAUACAUGGCAUUGGUCAUUGUGAAAAACAAGGCGGAAUGUUGCAACCUCCGCUAGGUUUCCGAUCGAACGCUUCUUGUUGGCCUAUGUUUCUUGUGAAGACGCUUAACGGUGCUAUGAUGGCACCUCUACAAGCAUUUAAACCAGAACCACCCACUCCGGCCGAAAACUAUUUCAAAAUCGGUCAAAAGCUGGAAGCUGUCGAUAAAAAGAACCCCCACCUGAUAUGUCCAGCAACGAUCGCCGACGUCAAAGACGACCAAAUCUUCAUUACAUUUGACGGAUGGAAAGGCUCGUUCUGGUGUCCUUAUUACGAUCGUGAUAUAUUCCCAGUAGGAUGGUGUGCCAAAAUCGGGCAUCCUGUGCAACCACCUAAAGCUGUCGGCUUGGCGAAUAAAAACAAAGCACGGAUACAAGUCGUGUCUCCUAUACCUCAAAGUGAUAACUCUCCUCAACAAUCGAAUAUACCCCCUCAAGUACCAGUAGCUCCGUCUUCACCUCAGGUUACCCUGAUAGAGGCCGAUACCUCGACAACCAUUCCGAAAACCGAAGUACAAGCUCAGCAAGAAGCUGCAACUUCCACAACACAGGCCGAAAUGCCUCCAAAACUUCCCACCAAUCCGGCCGAUUGGUCUUUUGAAGACGUGGUCGCCUAUAUCUCGUAUAGUGAUCCGGGACUCAGUGUACAUGCUGAUUUGUUCAGAGAACAUGAAAUCGACGGAGGAGCUUUAUUAUUGGUUAAUGCGGAUACCUUGAUGUCUGGUAUGGGACUGAAACUGGGACCAGCGUUGAAAAUUUGCCAUUUGGUGUCGAAGAUUAAAAAUAAAAAGCACUUCGUGCUGUAAUAUUUAUUGAAAGGUUUUUCUUUCCAUCGUAGUCUCAGACUACGAUACCUAUUUAAGGUUUGGAUUUUCGUAUUAAGUAUUUGAGAUGCUGCAUUUUAUCAUGUUAACUUUGUAUAGAACCGUUUUUUUCUGUCUCUUUGGUAUUUUAAAUUGAGAAAAAUAUACCACUUAUUGUUACUGAA